Messenger RNA from Diospyros lotus (date-plum), 1591 nucleotides. Its product is annotated as L-type lectin-domain containing receptor kinase VIII.2-like. Gene Ontology annotation, molecular function: carbohydrate binding. The transcript has 2 exons. The record is from RefSeq and is a predicted model, not a curated record. NCBI's taxonomy places the organism in Eukaryota, Viridiplantae, Streptophyta, Magnoliopsida, Ericales, Ebenaceae. The coding region runs from base 132 to 1142 and encodes 336 amino acids.
CCCGUGCCACACCUUCAAUCAUUACUUUUUCCAUCUUCCCCCACCAGUGCACCUCUAGCCCUAGCUUCAGUCUGAAGAAGAAGUAGAAGCAGAAGAAGAAGAAGAAGAAAUCCGAUCAAUCGCCGCCGAUCAUGGCGACAAUUCACUUUCUGAUUCUUACUCUGCUACUCCUAGCUUCCAACCUCACUUUCUCGCUCCCACUCCAAGACAGCCCCAACUUCGAUUCCGAAAUCGCCCUCUUCGGCGACGCCGCGAUCGUCAAUGGCGGCUCCGCCGUGCAGCUGACUCGGCCGACCGGUUCGAGCUCUGGGCUUCUGGUCUACAAUAAACCCUUCAAGUUCAUCCAUUCGAGUAGUCCUCUCAAUCCAACAUCGUUCUCCACGGACUUCUCUUUCUCGAUCUCGCCUGAUCCCGGCGACGGCCUCGUUCUCUUAUUCGUGCCGGCCGGAUUUCCUGAUAAAUAUUCCGGGAAAACCUCUUUCGGGCUGUCCCAAGAAGUUGAUAAAUUUCUCGGGAUUGAAUUCGACACUUCGAUGGACCUCGCUGUCGGUGAUGAGAAUGCGAAUCAUGUGGGAAUCGAUGUGUGUAGCCUUGUUUCCUCUAGGGUUGGCAACGUUUCGUCUCUCAAUUUGGUCCUCAACAGUGGGCAAAAUCUCCGUUCUUGGGUCGAUUACGAUGCGAGUUCGAAGAGGCUGGAGGUUAGGUUGAGUGAAAUGAGAAAACCAAGGCCUUACAAUCCGUUUCUUGCUUUUCAGAUUGAUUUGUUAGAAAUGUGGAAAGGGGAAGAGGUUUUUGUGGGGAUAAGUUCAUCAAGUGGUAAUUCAGCUCAAACUAUUAGUGUUUAUUCAUGGAAAUUUAGGGUUAGGAAUGUCCCGAAUUCGAUGCAUUCUCAGCCAGUGGAUCCUCUGUCCUACCACGGAAAAGGCGGCGAGCAGAGGCCGGAGCAUAAGAAGGUUCCUUGUCCCCUGAAUAUGCUUUCUGGAUUGGUACUUUUAAUUGGGUGUGGAGCAUUGGUUGCGCUUAUCGUACAGUCUUUGUGGGCAAUCUUUGCCAAGAGGCAUUCUGAGGAGUACUCUUUUCGCCCGGCAGAUUUCGGCUACAAGAAGGGCGAUUCAUUUGAUUACUUUCACAGAUCAUCUUGAUCUAGUCUUUGAACAAUGAGGCUGGCACGGUUCAUUUUGUUGGGCCAGCCCAGCGUGACCUGCAGGCUCUUCCGGGGGGCUGAAACCCUGGCCUAGCACAGUCAGAGCCCAGUUUGGCCUGUUCUACAUCUUUAGAUGAGACAGUGACUGAGGCAUGAAGCAUGUCUUCCUGGUUUGUUCCAUUCCCCAAAUUCUGUGAGGGAGGUUAAAAUGUUUUGAUUUUAUCUUCAAUAUAAUUUUUAAACAUUCCAAAGACUGCAAAUAUGAUUAAUUAGGAAGAGGCUUGUAGAGGAGUCUGGAAGCGACAACUUGUAGAGUAAUUGAAUCUUCUGUAAUUCCACGAAGAGCUGUAGAUCGGCCUGUUUGUUUCUUCUCUCUGUUAAGACUGCAUCUUCCUCUGCUAGAUACUUGAUUGCAUUAUUUUGGAGUUCUAGUUUCGCAUCUAGGGG